GGCAGGUCCGGAGCCGCGGGGGUGGAGGAGGGGGGAGACCGAAGGAAAUGAGACAACCUUUUCCUCCCACUGACUCGGGUUGCUCCAGCGUCUGCGGGGCUCGGUGCGUCCGCCCGUGAGCGCCGAGGCCAGGACCCCGCGCCCCGUGCCAGCCCUGGCGGCUCCUCCACUGGGAUUUCUUUCUGAGGCGUCAGUGCCAGCCCAAGUCCGGGGCACCGCUUUGCCGCUUCCCCCCCUCGGUGAUCGGCUCCGGGUCCCCCGGCUCGGCUCCGCGCGCCCCGAGCGCAGCCCCCGGAAGUGCGCGCCGGCGGCCCCGGCGAAGAACUUGAGAAGCCAACUGAGGCCAACCAAGUUUCAGAACCUUUACUGCCUCACACCAGCGUCAGCAGGGAUGAACUGUUUUUGCCAGAUAAUCCUCUGUUCCUGACAGCACAUCUCUCCCCAGAAGAGAAGCGAGGGAGGUGCCACCUUGAUUCAGCUGAAGCAUUUCCAGGAAGCUUCUCUCUGGAUGCCACGUCGAGGCUGCCCUUCUGCCGUAGCACAGAGUUGGUGAUUGCCGAGUGUGUGGACAUGGCUUUGCUCAGCAACAUCCUGGCGGCCUAUUCCUUUGUCUCAGAAAACCCCGAGCGCGCAGCUCUGUACUUUGUCUCCGGCGUGUGCAUCGGGCUGGUGCUCACUCUGGCCGCCUUGGUGAUGAGGAUCUCUUGCCACACAGACUGCCGACAGCGUCCCCGGAAGAAGUUCCUGCAGGACCGAGACAGCAGCAGCGACAGCAGCGACAGCGACGACGGCAGCUCUGACACGGCGUCUGACAUCUCCGUCAGGAGACACCGCCGCUUCGAGAGGACUUUGAACAAGAACGUGUUCACCUCGGCCGAGGAGCUGGAGCGCGCCCAGCGACUGGAGGAGCGGGAACGCAUCAUCAGGGAGAUCUGGAUGAACGGCCAGCCCGAGGUGCCCGGGACCAGGAGCCUGAACCGCUACUACUAGGGGCGGGAACGGAUGCCCGCGUCUCAGGAAGCCGCCGGAGAGGGCCAGGGCCCGCUGGGCACAGGGCUGAACGCAGUUCUGCUUAAGCCCUGGGGGCAGAGAUAAGCAGGACACGCCCAUUUCCCAGACAGGAGGACUCAUCUUUCCUUUUCGAUUAAAUUCAUGGAGAAGUAGAAAACCCAAGUCAGUUCAUCAACCUUUCUAGGUCUUGGAACGGUGCUGAAAACCCUCUCCAACAAUGUGGGUGGAGAUUAGAGAAACGGGACUGUGGUUUCUCUUGAUUUCUGAGGAUCUCAGAAGUUUCUGCAGACUUCAUUGCUUUGUGUUAUUCCUUUACAAAAGGAAGAUUUUCAUGGCAUGAAGGCUAGGAAUAGCAGGGUGAACUUAACCCAGUAAAUGCAAUUUUCUAAAUGACCCCAUGCUAUGGAGGUGAUUCUCAUCCAGAUAGCAUGAUUUAUGCUUAUUAUUUAAGGCUGAUUUUUAAAAAUCUUGUGUUGCAAUGGCAACCUUGUCCAUUUUAACUGGCACCUCAGGGAUUAAAAUCCUAUUUUUUAGUAUAGUUCCCACCUCAUUCAUGAAGAUGGAUAGAAUUAAUGUAUUAUGGGAGAUGUGUCAGUGAACUAGAAAAUAUCAAUAACCUCAAAGGAUGAAGGGU
Messenger RNA from Panthera uncia (snow leopard), 1645 nucleotides. RefSeq names its product eva-1 homolog A, regulator of programmed cell death (gene EVA1A). The record is from RefSeq and is a predicted model, not a curated record. Lineage: Eukaryota; Metazoa; Chordata; Mammalia; Carnivora; Felidae. The coding region runs from base 571 to 990 and encodes 139 amino acids. The transcript has 4 exons.